Prunus persica (peach) is the source of this 786-nucleotide messenger RNA. RefSeq names its product CASP-like protein 4D1. The transcript is spliced from 3 exons. The record is from RefSeq and is a predicted model, not a curated record. Bases 23 to 508 code for a protein of 161 amino acids. Lineage: Eukaryota; Viridiplantae; Streptophyta; Magnoliopsida; Rosales; Rosaceae.
UUGAAGAAGACAAUCGAUCGAGAUGGCUCAACAAGCAACUGCAUCCUCAAGGAUUGCCUCUCUUAUUUUGAGAAUCUUGACCUUCAUUCUCUUGUUGAUAUCACUCAUUGUGCUGGCCACCAACACCAUAGGCUCCAGCGACGAUGACUCCAAAGUUCGUUUUACCGAUUUUUAUGCCUACCGAUACAUGCUUGCUACAAUUGUCAUCGGCAAUGCAUAUAGUCUUCUGCAACUUGUACUCACAAUCUUUAAUAUCGUAAGGGGCGGGGAUGGCAUGCCCUUCCUUGACUUCUUUGGUGACAAGUUCAUAUCAUACGUGCUAGCAACUGGUGCUGCUGCUGGGUUUGGUCUGACUGUAGACUUGAAGAGACUGAUGGACGCAUCUGAAGUAGACAUGCUCAACUUUGACGAUAAGGCCUUUGCAUCGGCUAGCCUCCUCCUCCUCGCAUUUGUUACCACUGCCAUAUUAUCAGUUAUCUCUGCCUACACUCUCCCAAAGAGAGUUUGAUUGCUGCCAACCGAAAAACGUCCCUUUAUUUUCAUAAUAUGUACGUACGUACGUACCAUCAAAUCAUAAAUGGAGACUUUGCGUAACCAAGAACUAAAUUUCAAUAAAAAUAAGUUUUUUUUUUUUUUUUUGGUGUGUGUGGGUAGGAUAUUGAUAUUGUUACACAAUUUGAUGAAAAGUUCCAUUGGAGAAUCAUCUCAAAUUUUAAUUUUAACUACAUAGUUGUGCCAACCAUUGGGGUCCUAAAUUGUGACAUGUUUUAGUACUUUAAUCUUAAA